CACAUACCUAUUAUGAAGCAAAGAACCAUUCUUUCCUUUUUUUUUCUUCACUAUCUGACCUUAAAUUCUCUCUCUUUUUCCCCUACUUUUGGUGGGGUUAGCUGUUUUCUUGAAAAAAUUGGAUUUUUUCAACUGGAAUGCAAAUUUUGGCUAAAGAUCAAAUCUGGGUUGUGUUUUUCUUGGUUCAAAAUCUGAUCUUUUUUGCUCUAUUUUGUGGAUUUUUUUAUUCUGAAGAACAGCAGCAGCUAUGCCUACUCUUGUUAAUUACAGUGGUGAUGAUGAGUUCUAUUCUGGUGGACCAUUUUGUUCUGCCGAAGUUUACUGCCCUCCUAGGAAGAGGGUGCGCAUUAGUAGCCCGUUUGUUGUUGAAGACCGGUCAAAGGAUCCAUCUCUUGAAAUUCUUCCCGAUGAAUGCCUAUUCGAGAUCCUCAGACGAUUGCCAGGAGGCCGUGAAAGGAGUGCAGCAGCUUGUGUUUCUAAGCGUUGGCUUAUGUUGUUGAGUAGCGUGCGGAACUCCGAAAUUUGCAGGAGCAAGAGCCAGAACAAUCUUUCAAGUGUAGAGGAAGUAAAUGGAGAUUCAAAUGACACAACAAUGAUCUCUAAAGAUGAAGAUCUUGAAAAAGAAUGUGAUGGAUACCUUACUAGGUGCGUGGAAGGGAAGAAAGCUACUGAUAUUAGACUUGCUGCGAUUGCAGUUGGAACUUCUAGCCGUGGGGGACUAGGAAAGCUUUCUGUCCGUGGGAGUAACUCAGUUCGUGGUAUUACUAAUGUUGGUCUAUCCGCAAUUGCACAUGGUUGCCCUUCUCUUAGGGUCCUAUCGUUGUGGAAUGUUCCUUCUAUUGGAGAUGAAGGUCUCUUUGAGAUUGCAAGGGAAUGCCAUUCAUUAGAAAAGUUGGAUCUGAGCCAAUGCCCUUCAAUUUCCAACAAGGGACUUGUUGCAAUAGCAGAGAAUUGCUCGAGCUUGACUUCUUUGACAAUAGAAUCUUGUCCGAAUAUCGGAAAUGAGGGAUUACAAGCUAUUGGAAGAUGUUGCACCAAAUUACAGUCUCUUACCAUUAAGGACUGCCCUCUUGUUGGGGAUCAGGGAGUCGCUAGUCUUCUUUCAUCGGGUGCUACAAUGUUGACAAAAGUGAAACUACAGGGUCUAAACAUCACGGAUUUCUCUCUUGCUGUUAUUGGUCACUAUGGCAAGAUGAUUGCCAAUCUUAAUCUUAGUUCACUCCGAAAUGUGAGUCAGAAGGGAUUUUGGGUCAUGGGUAAUGCUCAGGGUCUCCAGUCUCUGGUUUCUUUGACGAUCACCUUAUGCAGGGGAGCCACAGAUGUUGGUCUUGAAGCUGUGGGAAAGGGAUGCCCGAAUCUGAAACAUAUGUGCAUUCGCAAGUGUUGCUUUGUUUCUGACGGUGGACUGGUUGCUUUGGCUAAAGCUGCUGGAUCUCUUGAGAGUGUACACUUGGAGGAGUGCAACAGGAUUACCCAAACGGGUAUCCUAAAUGCGGUUUCCAACUGCAGGAAAUUAAAGUCUCUUUCCCUAGUGAAGUGCAUGGGGAUCAAGGAUCUAGCUCUACAAACUUCCUUGUUGUCUCCAUGUGAAUCUCUGCGGUCCUUGUCUAUCCGAUGUUGUCCAGGAUUUGGGAGUACUAGCUUAGCCAUGGUUGGUAAGCUCUGCCCCAAGCUGCAUCAAUUAGAUCUCAGUGGGCUUUGUGGAAUAACGGAUGCGGGUCUUCUUCCACUCUUGGAAAGCUGUGAACCAGGACUCGUUAAGGUGAAUCUUAGCGACUGCCUGAACUUGACAGAUCAAGUGGCGAUCUCAUUGGCUAGGCAACAUGGCGAGACCCUGGAAUUGCUGAAUCUUGACGGAUGCAGGAAGAUUACCGACGCAAGUUUGAUGGAAAUUGCAGAUAAUUGCCCAUUACUUAAUGAUCUUGAUGUUUCUACGUGUGCAAUAACUGAUUCUGGUGUUGCUGGUUUAUCCUGUGGAGUGCAAGUGAAUUUGCAGGUCCUUUCCUUAUCAGGUUGCUUGAUGGUAUCAAACAAGAGCGUUCCUUCUCUUAAAAAGUUGGGGGAGAAUCUACUUGGUUUGAAUCUCCAACGUUGCUCCGUUAGUUGCAGCGCUGUCGAGCUUCUUGUGGAGGAUUUGUGGAGAUGUGAUAUUCUUUCCUAAACCGAAGGUGCAUCAAAAAGGGGUUUGAAAGAAGAAGCAGAAAGGCUAUUUGGUUCAUUCAGCUUCUGGCGAGACAGAACCACACAUGAGUGUUGUUUUUUAGCCCGUGUAUUCGCGGCCAUCUGAUACUUCAGUGUCUCGGUUGUUUUCCGGGAGGCUAUGGCAAACCACUUUUUUCCAGGCUUCAUCAAGUCUAAGCCUGUUUCCGACGUUUUUGGUCUCACAUUUUAUGGAGACUGCCUCUAUCGUGCCAUGGUUUCCUGAGAAUACAGUCACCGAGCACUGACUUCAAAAUUUUCACUCAUGUUGUUCCUUGUAAAGCUAGGCAGCUUGAAUCAUUCAGCUAAUACUUCUGUGGACGGAUUCGUCAUGCAUUUUCCUCCUCGGUAUGCUACAUUGCAGAAUCAGACAGUGGUUUCAUAGUUUAUCAUGUUAAGAGAGUCUUUAGUGUUCAUGUAAGUAUCUUCUUUGUGUAUUAGGCUUUAAUUGCUUUGUGCAAUUCUGUAGUUUGGUGCCUGUUAUUCAGGGGCUUGGCCUUACAACCUACCUAGGUUGUUUUUUUCCUUACCAAGUCCUAGUUUUUGAUAGGAUUAUCAGUCCUAUUUUUAGCAGGUUUCCUACAUUUUCAGAUUUGUACACUGCAACUAUGUUUUAUAUAAUGAAAGUGGUAGUUUGUAAUGAA
Nicotiana attenuata is the source of this 2843-nucleotide messenger RNA. Its product is annotated as EIN3-binding F-box protein 2-like. The coding region runs from base 248 to 2161 and encodes 637 amino acids. Gene Ontology annotation, cellular component: SCF ubiquitin ligase complex. Lineage: Eukaryota; Viridiplantae; Streptophyta; Magnoliopsida; Solanales; Solanaceae. Gene Ontology annotation, biological process: SCF-dependent proteasomal ubiquitin-dependent protein catabolic process. The transcript is spliced from 2 exons. Gene Ontology annotation, molecular function: protein binding. The record is from RefSeq and is a predicted model, not a curated record.